AUGGCUCAGAUCACAAGCGAAGGGUUUUGUUUUUGUGCCGAGAGCGGGACCUCUCGGGUAGGCCCAGGGAAGGUCAGGGCUCGCAGGUGUCCCCUCGCUGGACUGCGAGCCCGGUCCUGCCAGUCAGUGUCCCGCCUGCAGGCCAAGCCGUCCAGCUCCUCACCCUUCUUGCCUGCUGGCUUCUCGUACCUAAUCAGACUGGCCCGGAGUGAGUGUGUGGUGCUGCCCCUGUUGGUGAUGACUGUCACUUCUUGUCCUCUUCCAUCUGCCCUUAGGGAGCAGCUGAGGUUCCACUACAGCCUGGGGUGCCACUGUGACAACCAUUAAGAACAGCUACACAGCUUUUACCAUCUUUCCUGCUAUAGCUAUGGCUCCACAGUGUAUGGAAAUGGGCCCAGUCCUGAGAAUCCUGAACCACUAGCUGGACCAGGGGCCAUUCCUGAGGAAACCACAGCCCCAGAUGAAAACCAAGCUGAAGACCUUCAAAGGGACCCAAACCUUCAUCUGAAUAUUGAAGAAUCAGACAAGGAGUUCAUGGCAGAAAGUGAAGAGCUGUACGACUCCCUGAGGAUGUCUCUGGACACUGUUCUGCCUAAUAUCCCAGAUGACUCCCCCACUGUGAAAUAA
Mastomys coucha (southern multimammate mouse) is the source of this 627-nucleotide messenger RNA. RefSeq names its product chromosome unknown C6orf52 homolog (gene CUNH6orf52). The record is from RefSeq and is a predicted model, not a curated record. Gene Ontology annotation, molecular function: tRNA binding. Lineage: Eukaryota; Metazoa; Chordata; Mammalia; Rodentia; Muridae. Gene Ontology annotation, cellular component: nucleus. Gene Ontology annotation, biological process: selenocysteine incorporation.